Molecule: messenger RNA, 192 nt
Organism: Aureobasidium vineae
Lineage: Eukaryota; Fungi; Ascomycota; Dothideomycetes; Dothideales; Saccotheciaceae
Source: the annotation of a GenBank genome assembly
AUGUUCCGCUCUACCAUCAUCCGCAACGCCCGCCUCUUCAGCACCAACGCGCGCCUCCAGAAGUCUGCCACCGAGACCAUCAAGGAGGCCGCUCAGGCUGUUGACAGAACCAUUUCCGAUGCCGCCGUCAAGGGCAUUGAGACUGGCGGUAUGUCUUCGAUUCCCCUUCCUAUUUUUCCUACUCCUCACUAA